AAAAUCCCCAAUUACUUUUAUUUGAUUAUUUCCAUCAUCUCCGAGCAUUAAGCCCUCGCGCCCUAAAAUUCGAUUGCAUAAUUCAGAGAUAUUGUUAUACUCUUACCUGAUUUAAAGAUUAAGGUAGAAAGUUAUGGUUGAAGAGAGAGCAGUUCAUCCGGAUUGCAGGAAUGCGUCGAAUCCGUAUCACGAAUGUAGCGAUUAUUGCUUCAAUGUUAUUGCUGAAGCGAAACUGAAAACGAAUGCAAGUGAUUCAGGAUUAGAUGCUGAUCAUCAGAAGCCAAGUGUGGUGGUGGCUGGGACAGAUCAGCAAGAAGAACAGGAUACUGGAAAUGAUGGCCCCCAGGAGCAUUCUGAUGGGGAGGCUGGCGUGAAUGAUGAGUACGCUGCUGUUGAUUUUGCUAAUCUUACAGGAAGGAAGAAGAAGUUAUUUGAACUGAGAAUGAAAAUGAAUGAGGCAAGAAAGGCCAAUCAGAUUGCCAUGGUGACUGAGAAGAAGAAAAUGGAAGCUCCAACAGAAGCUAGAGGAAUUUCCAAGCAGAAAUGGCUCGAUGAGAGGAAGAAGAAGAUUGGAAAACUUUUGGAUGCCAAUGGCCUGGAUAUGAGCAAAGCAUAUAUGCUUGAUACACAAGAGAUGGCGGAGUCGAAGUACAAAAAGUGGGAGAAGGCACCUGCCCCUGCAGGAUGGGAUGUAUUCAAUCAAAAAACUCUGUAUGAUGCUCAUAAGAAGAGGACCAAAAAAAUCGAGGUAGACCUUGAUGCCUACAACCGACUGAAAGAAGAGGAUCCAGAAUUCUAUCGAGGGGCUUCAAGUCUCCAAUAUGGAAAGACGCCACACAUAUCGGAUGAGAAGAUUGAUAAAAUGGUCAAAGAACUCACGAGCAGGGAGGACAAAUCAAGGUCCUUUAGUAGGAGGCGAAAGUAUCGCGAAGAAAAGGAUGUCGACUCGAUCAAUGAUCGCAACGAGCAUUUCAAUAAAAAGAUUGAGCGAGCCUUCGGGAAAUACACUUUGGAGAUCAAGAACAACCUCGAGAGAGGUACUGCUUUGCCCGACUAAUGUACUGGUUGAUUACCUCCCAUUUUACAUGGUGUGCUGCUUCAUUUCUAUUUCUGUAUUUGCUACUUCACCUUACUUUGAGAAAGAUGUAAAAAUAGUACUCCACUAAUAUUUUGUAUGAUGGAACUUGUUUAAAGCUACCGUUUACGUGUGCCA
This is a messenger RNA of Salvia splendens (bonfire salvia), 1213 nucleotides long. Its product is annotated as pre-mRNA-splicing factor SYF2. The record is from RefSeq and is a predicted model, not a curated record. Gene Ontology annotation, cellular component: Prp19 complex; catalytic step 2 spliceosome; post-mRNA release spliceosomal complex. The transcript has 6 exons. Lineage: Eukaryota; Viridiplantae; Streptophyta; Magnoliopsida; Lamiales; Lamiaceae. The coding region runs from base 134 to 1057 and encodes 307 amino acids.